This is a messenger RNA of Nilaparvata lugens (brown planthopper), 3744 nucleotides long. RefSeq names its product peroxidase. The transcript has 13 exons. Bases 99 to 3164 code for a protein of 1021 amino acids. Gene Ontology annotation, biological process: response to oxidative stress. The record is from RefSeq and is a predicted model, not a curated record. Gene Ontology annotation, molecular function: peroxidase activity; heme binding. NCBI's taxonomy places the organism in Eukaryota, Metazoa, Arthropoda, Insecta, Hemiptera, Delphacidae.
UGGCGAUCGUAGCGGGUGGGAGAUCCCCGGUCUCCCUCGACAGACAGCUCAAGUUGACUCAGUAGAGUUGCAGACCGCGCCGAAGAACAGUCUCCACCAUGGCAUUGUUCCUCAAGAAUAUUGCCAUCCUGGUGUCGUUAGUUUUGGUUGGUGCUCAACAAAACCAACAGCCAUUUAGAACGACUCUGUUCGAUGAACAAACUCAGCAGGCGGCGCUGAUGAUACAACAAAACAACCUCAACCAGCAGAUCCAAGAACUUAACCGGCAUCUCCAAGUCGCUACUGCUAAUUCCGUACGUGAAAAUCUCCUCAAACAACAAGUUGAUCUAAAUCGUCGUUUACAGGAGAUGCAGUUGGAGCAGCAGCGUUUGCAGAUCCAGUUACAGGAGCAGCUGAUGGCUGGCAGUGGGAUUAGUGUGAAAAAUGGCCAGCAACAGUCGAGAAUUGUCAACCAACAGGCGGAACAGUUUAGGCCCACAAAUAAUAAUCAGAUUGCACAAAAACAGGUGACAAGUCCACAACAAGUCCAACUACCCCCGUUUGAGGAUAUAUUUCAAGAACCGUUUCCAGAGGUGAACCAGCAACAAAAUUUCAAUAAUCAGCAACAAACUUUUCAAUCGAGACCAAAUAACCAGCAAAAUUUUCAACAAGCACCUGUUAAUCAACAAACAUUCCAACAAAGUUUUCCACAACAACAACGACCUAACAAUAACCAACAAUCCUUCCAACAACAAAGGCCUAAUAACCAGCAAUUCCAAUCACAGAUACCUCCACAAAGUCCCUUCACUCAAAGUGUUUCUCAAACAUCCACAUCAUUCGGUUCUUCUUCUUCUUCAUCUUCAUCUUCAUCUUUCAACGGGCAAACUCCUUUACAAUCGACGACAAACAGUGACGGUCCAACGUGUUCCACUUUGUCGGGCGAGGCCGGACGGUGUCGUCCGCUUGUAAACUGUUUGUCGUUUUAUGCGGAAUUACCAGAGCUGAGACGACAACCCUGUCGCCUUCGAUCCGGCGAGUUGGGCGUGUGCUGUCCUACCAGAUCGAGGCCAGUGGGAUUCGGUGGCUUCAACAGCGGCGUGCUAGCACCCCCACCGCCACCACCCGUGGUGAUCCCCCCGUUGACCCCUCAGCAGCUGAACGGCGCCGCGUCGGCCGCGCUACAGCAGCUGCGCGAUCGCCUCGCCCUCGUGCAGUCGCUGUUCGAGAAUCGCAUCGUGGUCGCUGCCAACACGCCGGCUGCCGCUCACCAGGAGUUCUUCCCCGUCACCAACGCCACACUCGUCGACGGCCAACAGGCGCAGAAGAACGUCGACGCCAGUAUUGGACUCGUCAACGAAUUCAAGCUGAGUCCCGAACAAGGCACGUUUGCACUUCCGAGGUUCAGUGUGCUGAAUACAAUAAUAGCAGACACGUGUCCUCAAGUGCAGCUGUGCGAUGCUAGCAAGUACCGGACGGCGGAUGGCUCCUGCAACAAUCUCAGCCAGGACCGCUGGGGGAAGGCCGGCACCGCCCUUCACAGGAUUCUGCCUCCAAAGUACCAGGAUGGUGUGAGUUCACCCAGAACAAGAGCCGCCAACGGAGUUGAUUUGCCCAGUGCAAGAAUAGUCAGUUCUCAGCUGGCCCAGGAGAAAGAUGUACCCUCCAACAAUUACACUCUCAUGGUCAUGCAGUGGGGACAGUUUUUGGAUCACGAUUUGACUCAUACUCCAAUAAGUAAAGGACAGAGUGGGAGUGGAAUAUCAUGCUGCAGAGAUGGAAAAGUAAUUGAUGAAGCAUUCAGGCAUCCAGACUGUUUUACAAUUGAUUUGCCACUUGCUGAUCACAUUUUCUCACCAUUCGGAGAAAGAUGUAUGGAAUUUGUUCGUUCUCUUCCUGCUCCAAGGCCCGAGUGUAAUUUUGGCCCCAGAGAACAAAUGAACCAAGUGAGUGGCUUCCUCGAUGCUUCUAACAUCUAUGGAUCCAGUGUGCAGCAUCAGCAGUCAUUGAGGGAGUUCCAGGGAGGCCGACUUCGCACCCAGAAUGUCAAAGGAAGACACAUGCUGCCAGCUAACAGGGAUGAAUGCACCAGCGAUAAUAGCAUAUUCGCUUGCUUCAGAGCAGGUGAUGGAAGAGUGAACGAACAACUGGAGCUUGCUCUGAUGCAUACAAUCUGGAUGAGAGAGCACAAUAGAGUGGCCAGAUCCCUGCAGCAACAGCAUCCCAACUGGUCGGAUGAAGCGCUUUUCCAAGAGGCCAGACGGAUUGUAGUCGCUGAAAUGCAGCACAUCACUUACAACGAAUUUCUUCCAAUAGUCCUUGGUCGAGAGUACAUGGAUAAGUUUGAGCUGUCUCCACAGGACAAAGGUCAUACAGCACUUUACGAUGCUAGUCUCAACCCAGGAAUAACCAAUGUCUUUGCUACAGCUGCAUUCCGUUUUGGUCACAGUCUCAUCCAAAGUCAUAUGCAUGGAUACGGAAGAUUUGGUAAUGUGAGAUCGAAUCUCACCCUAAGCAGACAACACUUCAAUCCAUUCAUUUUGUAUAAUGAUGGUGCAGUCGAUGAUUUCAUCAGAGGACUAUCAACACAGCCGGCCCAGAAAUUUGACAGAUUUUUUUCGAAGGAGGUGACAGACCAUUUGUUCCAAGGUGAUCUUGAUUUCGGACUUGACUUAUUCGCUCUGAACAUUCAAAGAGGACGUGAUCAUGGACUUCCUCCCUACAACGAUUGGCGAGAAGUGUGUGCACUGCCCAGAGCUGUUUCAUGGGAAGAUUUGGCUAGGUACAUUGAUACACAGAGUGUACAGAAACUGAGAAGUAUCUAUGGAUCGGUGGAUGAGAUUGACUUGUUCUCCGGGGCAGUGGCAGAAAAGCCAACGGGAAGCGCAAUCCUUGGACCGACAUUUGUUUGUCUGGUUGGUGAUCAGUUUGCUCGACUGAGGAGAGGCGAUUCGUUCUUCUAUGAGGAAGGAGGACAGUCUGCAUCAUUCACUGAAGAGCAAUUGAGUGAGCUGAGACAUGCUAGUUUAUCAAGGAUAUUAUGUGACAAUAGUGAUGAUAUUUUCAUCAUUCAACCACUGGCCUUUGUUCAGCCAUCAUUUCUGAAUCAGCGAGUAGCAUGCGACAGUGAAUCGAUACCGAAAGUCGAUUUGAAGGCAUGGAAAGAUGAGAAUCCAGGAGUAUUUUAAGAGCUGAAGACUAAAAAUAACUUACAUAAGUUUUGAAUACGAAAACUAUGAUUGUUAUUAGAACUUUUCAAAACAUAUAUUAAUUAAAAUAUCACAUUGUGUGCUCUGCAUAGCAUUGUGCUACUCAUCGCUAUACAAUUUUGUGUGCAGUAUUUGUGCAAUAAAAAUAAAAAUAACACAUUCAAAACAGUAAUAACAUUGUUGAUAAUAUGAAAUAAAGGCUCAAUUUAUCGUAGAACGAGCGCUCUAUGCAAAAGCUGCAUUCUUUACACUUUUGCAUUGAUAUUACUGACCAUCAUUUAUUAUUAUUAUUAUCAUCAUGUAGCCUUAUUUGGUUAUUGGAGACUGUGAAUAUCGAUCUUCGAGAAAAAAGACUAUCAUUCUAGUCUGUAUAUUUUUUUAUAAUCAGAAGUUUAUGACAAACAUGUUUACAAAAUGAAUGACAAGUCGAAUCUAUCAUAAUUAUUUAGUAUAGUAGAUUAUAACGUGUAGCUAAUCUAUAUGUUAGGUGAAGCUGAUCAUUUGUAAAAAAGUAGAGUAUGGUAAAUUAUAAAAGUAAAUCAAAUCUCAGAAUGAGGAA